Molecule: messenger RNA, 2460 nt
Organism: Hirsutella rhossiliensis
Lineage: Eukaryota; Fungi; Ascomycota; Sordariomycetes; Hypocreales; Ophiocordycipitaceae
Product: kinesin motor domain-containing protein
Exons: 3
Coding region: 1-2460 (819 amino acids)
Biological process (GO): microtubule-based movement
Molecular function (GO): microtubule binding; microtubule motor activity; ATP binding
Source: RefSeq, a predicted model, not a curated record
AUGCCGAUUAGCCCGUUGGCAGGCGACAAGCCGCGAUCCCGGAAAUCAAAGUCUCCCAAAGAUUUUGCACACUUCAGCUACGCCUCCUCCACGCCGAGCCUGUUGAAUGGAAGCGGCGAGGGCAAGUCCAUCAGCAGCGCUCGCAUGUCCGAUGGCCUGAUUAGCGUCUCGUCCCCGCCUCAAAGCCGAAGUUCCUCGGCGCAGGAUUCGUACUCAACAUCAGCGACGACGUAUGAUGACUCUGGCGAGGGCUCGGCUCAGAAAACAGACUCCACCUCCUCGCCGUCCGACAAGAGGUCCUCGGGGACAGAAGGCAAGGGUAACGUCAUUGUCAGCGUGCGGGUACGACCUGAUAGCAACGCCGACCAAGAAAGUCCCGACGGGGAGUGGAUGGUGGACGGGCGCAAGUCACUCAUAGCAUUCCGGGGCAAAGAGGGCGGAGACCACUAUUAUGACAACGUCUUCGCGACCCACGACAACAACGCCCGUGUGUACGAUCACAUAGCGAAGCGACUAGUCCGCAGGGUCAUGGAGGGGUAUCAUGGUACUGUGUUCGCCUACGGCAUGACGGGUACUGGCAAGACGUUCUCGAUGCAGGGAACUGCCUCGUCCCCUGGUGUCAUUCCACUUGCCAUCACAGACAUCUUUUCUUACAUUCGCGAGACACCCUCACGCGAGUUCCUGCUGCGAGUCAGCUACCUGGAGAUUUAUAAUGAGAGGAUUCACGACCUAUUAAGCAUGCCAACGGGAAGCGGCAUCGGAAGCAACGCUCAGCACGAGGAGAUUAAGCUGCGCGAGGAUAGCAAGCGUGGCGUGUACGCCACCCCUUUGAAGGAGGAGAUUGUCCAGAGCCCCACGCAGUUGCUACGGGUCAUUGCUCGCGGGGACCAAGCCCGACGAACGGCCAGCACCCAGUUCAAUGCUCGCAGCUCGCGCAGCCAUGCGGUUGUGCAAAUUGUCGUUGAGAGCCGCGAGCGGAUACCCAGCGGAGGCACCGGAGCUUGGGAUGCCAAGCGAUCCGGCCUGCUACCCGGUGGAGUCCGGGUCUCGACCCUUAGCUUGAUCGACCUUGCGGGCUCGGAGAAGGCGGCCGAGUCGAAGGAGCGGAGGCAAGAAGGCGCGCACAUCAACAAGAGUCUGCUCACCCUGGGAACCGUCAUCGCCAAGCUUUCCGAGUGCAAGGACAAGGAGGCCAAAGGCAGCGACAAGGAGGGGAAGCACCUGCCAUACCGCGACAGCAAGCUGACCCGCUUGCUUCAAGGAGCCCUGUCCGGCAAUUCGCUCGUCAGCAUCCUCUGCACGAUCCAGAUCGGGGCAGCCGGAAGCCCGGCUGCGUCAAGCCACCACACUACCGAGACGCUGAAUACACUCAAGUUUGCGUCGAGAGCGAAGAACAGCAUCAUUAGCCACGCAAAGAGAGCCGACGAGGCCCUCGGUGCCGGAGGCGACGGAGGCGCCAGGGUUUUGCUGGAACGCUAUCGAAUGGAGAUUACCGAGCUGAAGCAGCAACUGGAGCACCAGGCGAGGAAGAACAAACAGAUGCUCGAGAUGCAGCUGGCAAGAACAGCCCUGAAGGAACGCAUCGAACACCUCAAUCGCCUCAUACUUAGCUCCAAGUCGAUCGGCGUAAACUCGAACGGAUCAAUGAGCUCGCUCGGCCACUACGCGCGAUUCUCGCAACUGUCGCUGAACGGCUCCGUCCGCUCAUCGAUUGCCACGUCCAACGGAACCAAGGCAUUCCCCGAACGGACAACUUCGCUGACCUCGGCGUCGUCGACCGUUGGACGGCGAUCAAGUGGCGGGCAGCGAGUGGCCAGCGACGAGGAGGAGGACAGCAUCGUCGAGCUCGGAGACGGAACGGCCUCUUUGGCGGCGCAAAAUCGAGCACUGCAAGCUGAUGUGGCGGACAAGAAUCGGUACAUUGCCACAUUGGAGAAACGCCUGCUCCAUGCGCGACGAGCCAGCUCAUCACGCACUUCGGUGGGCCUCUCGGCGCCGAACAAGGGCAUCAUGGUGGGGGAGGACCACAGCGUCUCUGCGGUGCUCAAGGACAAGGAUGCCGAGAUUGCGGAUCUGCGUGCCAGGCUGGACGACAAGGACCGGAUGCUGACAGCCCUCCGGAGCGCAGCGCGAACGCGAGAUACUGCCGAUGCAUCGGGCGAGCCCCGUUCCCCUCAGUCCAACGGUGGGAUGCGCAGUGUGCGGCCGACGAGCCCGACGCCGAUGAUGCACCCGAAGAGGCGAACACAGAGCGUCGACGAGAUGAACAGGAUGCUGGAAGAGAUGAUCCAGGACAAUGCCGAGACGGGCAACAUCCUGAGGGGCGUACGGGGUAGCGUUCGCCUGCCUCACGGACAAAACCCUGAUUCUUUGGCAGAGCCGACACAAGAUUUGGAACCACUGCGGCAGAGCCCGAAUUCGCCCGAAAGAUCGAGGCCGAUAGCUGCAGAGGCCCACUGA